Nannospalax galili (Upper Galilee mountains blind mole rat) is the source of this 1724-nucleotide messenger RNA. RefSeq names its product cell division cycle 20B (gene Cdc20b). The coding region runs from base 129 to 1670 and encodes 513 amino acids. The record is from RefSeq and is a predicted model, not a curated record. Gene Ontology annotation, cellular component: anaphase-promoting complex. Gene Ontology annotation, biological process: anaphase-promoting complex-dependent catabolic process; positive regulation of ubiquitin protein ligase activity; positive regulation of anaphase-promoting complex-dependent catabolic process. Lineage: Eukaryota; Metazoa; Chordata; Mammalia; Rodentia; Spalacidae. Gene Ontology annotation, molecular function: ubiquitin ligase activator activity; anaphase-promoting complex binding; protein binding. The transcript has 12 exons.
UGAUGGUCUCAGAGGAUGGGACUUUAGGGUUUUGCCUGGGGCUGUGAAGCCAGGCUUAGCGCCUUGGGGAGAAAACCAGAAGUGGUGGAGGAGAGGUCAAAUUCCAGGUACUGCAAAAUCACCUGGAGAUGGAGUGGAAACUGGAACGCACCGCGGGGCGGAAGAUCCGGACCGAGGAAGAGAUGCUGUGGGAGAACAUCAUGCGGGUGCUCGCCAAAGACAUGAGGCAGCAGAGAAGUCAAGGUUCCCUUAAGGCAUUUAACUCUGUCACCACUACGUACUCAAGCUUUAAGAACAAUUUAGUGAAGAGGUUGUCUGCUCAAGUUCCGGUGGCCAGCAGCCCAAUCACCACAAGAUGGCAGCCAAGCCCAGCCAGCGAUCUGGAAGGCGAUUCCACCGCCGAUCUCCCUGAAUCUAUGGGAUCAGUGCUAAAAAUAACGCCAGAGGCAGACACCCUAACUCUACGAUCCUUCAACAAAGAACCACUGAAGACCCCAGUGAAAGGAAGUUCUGAAAUAAGUAACUCCACUGUCCGUUUUUGCAAGACACCGCCUUCAGACAGAGGUGGGAAGGAAAAUACUGCUGCCAAAGGCCAGAAAUGCCUAAACGAGCUCUUUUUAACCCAGAAGGGGGUUCAACAAAUUAAUGGAAAAAUGCAGCUCUGUGAGGAAUCUCAGUGUGUCUGGAAAGGUUGCAGAGAUGGGUUCAGAAAUGAAUCCUUCCAUCUUGAAAAGUUCAGUGACAAAAACCAUUCUAUAUAUCAACCGGAGGUGAAGAUUCAUCUUACUGGUCUUCGAAAUGACUACUAUUUAAAUAUUCUAGACUGGAAUUUUCAAAAUCUUGUUGCUAUAGCCCUUGGAUCUUCUGUAUGCAUCUGGAAUGGGGAAACCCACAAUGGGACUGAAAUGAUAGACUUAAGCCUCAUCUGUAACUAUGUAUCUUCUGUGUCCUGGAUAAAAGAGGGAAUGUGCCUGGCAAUGGGCACCAGCGAGGGAGAAGUGCAAUUAUGGGACAUAGUAACUAAAAAGCGGCUGAGAAAUAUGCUUGGGCAUUUGUCAGUAGUUGGAGCCCUGAGCUGGAACCACUGUAUCCUCAGCAGUGGAUCAAGACUGGGGCGUGUCCAUCAUCAUGAUGUUCGGAUAUCUCAGCAUCAUGUAGGAACACUUUGCCACAAGCAAGCUGUGUGUGCUCUGAAGUGGUCACCUAAUGGCAGGCUGCUUUCCAGUGGAUGUAGUGACGGCCUGCUGGCCAUAUGGCCGCAUGAUCCAGGUGCCAGUGUUCAGGGCCAACCACUGAAAGCCAUGUCUCAGUCCACAGCAGUUAAGGCUGUGGAUUGGUGUCCCUGGCAGUCUGAGGUCCUUGCUGUUGGAGGAGGAAUGAAGGAUGGAUGCCUACAUAUUUUGGAUAUAAAUACUGGGAAGAGUAUCCAGACUCCAAGUACACACUCACAGAUUUGUUCUCUCAUCUGGCUACCUAAGACAAAGGAGAUUGCAACAGGCCAAGGAGCUCCCAAGAAUGAUGUGACUCUGUGGACCUGUCCCACUCUGUCUAGGUCGGGUGAGUUCUUUGGCCACAGAGGCAGAGUGCUGCAUCUGGCCCUGAGUCCAGACCAGACCCAAGUGUUUUCUGCUUCUGCGGACGGGUGGGCCUGUGUGUGGAAGUGCCACUAGUCACCCAGCCCCUUGUAGCUGAGGAUAGUGACACGGGCCUUCCUUCUCCAUGAG